Molecule: messenger RNA, 813 nt
Organism: Penicillium brevicompactum
Lineage: Eukaryota; Fungi; Ascomycota; Eurotiomycetes; Eurotiales; Aspergillaceae
Product: A4/G1 family peptidase
Exons: 1
Coding region: 1-813 (270 amino acids)
Biological process (GO): proteolysis
Molecular function (GO): glutamic-type endopeptidase activity
Source: RefSeq, a predicted model, not a curated record
AUGAAGUUUACCACCACCCUCCUGGCCACCGCCAUGCUGACGAGCGGUUCCCUUGCGGCCCCUCGCAGUGGCCUGCUCGAACGCUUGCAAGCUCGCGGAGCUCUGUCACGCCAAUCCAUCCCAGCCGAGAAGAACGGUGUUCUUCUUAAGCAAGGGUCUCAAGGUGCCGACGUCGAAUACAGCAAAAAUUGGGCCGGAGUCGUGCGUGAGCAGCCUCCUCCGAGUGCUACAUACACUGCUGUCUCGGCAACUUUCACCGUCCCAAGACCAACGGCAACCGAUAACUCCAACGAGCUGCAAGCUGUAUCUGCCUGGGUCGGCAUCGACGGAGACACCUAUACUGAGGCAAUUCUUCAGACUGGCAUCGACUCAUACAUUCAGAAUGGCGAAGAAUCAUUCGAUGCUUGGUACGAGUGGUACCCCAAGAACGCUGAGAAUUUUGACCUGGAAUUGACCGCUGGUGAUGUGAUCGUCGCGAAGGUCGAAUCUUCAUCACCCAGCAAGGGAGUCGCUAUCAUUGAGAACAAGUCUAGCGGAAAGAGUGUCACGAAGACUCUGAGUGCACCUACCACAUCCGCCACUUUGGCUGGCCAAAAUGCUGAAUGGAUUGUUGAGGACUUCAACUCUGGCAACACCAUGGUUCCCUUGGCCGACUUUGACAGGGUCGACUUCACCGGUGCUCAGGCCAAGGCCGACGAUGGGGCCACCUAUGGUGUAGACAAUGCGGCGCUCUUGGAUAUCCAACAGAACGGUGAUGUGAAGGCCCACGUGGUCGUUGAAAGCGACAGCGAGUUUACUGUCACCUACCAGUAG